Naumovozyma castellii is the source of this 1152-nucleotide messenger RNA. Its product is annotated as putative aminopeptidase. Lineage: Eukaryota; Fungi; Ascomycota; Saccharomycetes; Saccharomycetales; Saccharomycetaceae. The record is from RefSeq and is a predicted model, not a curated record. Bases 1 to 1152 code for a protein of 383 amino acids. The transcript has a single exon.
AUGAAGCUAUUAUCUGUCUUAACGGUAACACUAACUGCGAUUCCAAUCGUAACGGCAUUCCCCUUCGAAGAGUUCAGAGUCUUAGAAGUUGGCGAAGGUCAGAGAAUAUCAGUCAGAGAGUCAGAAAAACUCUCCUUAUUGCAAAAAGGUAUCAAAUUCAUCGAUAUCACCAAAUAUGAUAAAGCUGAACAACAAUCGCGUUCUUUAUUCUCUUUUUUCAACAAGAAAGCACCAGUCCCAGUUGUCCCAGUAUACGACUAUCCUACCAAUGUCUCUCACGAAGAAAUCGUCAAAUCCUUGACUGCAAACAUUGAUAAAAAGUCAAUGCACGACAACUUAGCUAAAUUCACCAGUUUUUACACUCGUUAUUAUAAAUCAGAGACAGGGUUUGAAUCCGCCGAAUGGUUAUCCAGUAAGAUUUCAGAAUUAACUUCCAAGUUGCCUGAAGAAAAAUACGAAAUUGAACACAUAGACCAUAAGGAUUGGAAGCAGUACUCCAUCAUUGUUAGGUUUACAGGAUCUGAAACUCCAGAAAACAUUAUUGUAAUGGGCUCCCAUCAGGAUUCCAUCAAUUUACUAUUGCCUUCAAUAUUACCUGCUCCAGGUGCUGAUGACAAUGGUUCUGGUACCGUGACGAAUCUUGAAGCAUUGAGAUUAUAUGUUGACCAUUAUUUGUCUACUGGUGAAACUCCACGUAAUACUGUCGAAUUCCACUUUUAUUCCGCCGAGGAAGGUGGUCUUCUAGGCUCUCUUGACAUAUUCACUCAGUACGCAACUUUACAGAAAAAAGUAGUCGCCAUGUUACAGCAAGACAUGACGGGAUAUGUUUCUGAUCCUGAAGACGAACACGUUGGUGUUGUUAUGGAUUACACUACCUCUGAAUUAACAGAAUUCAUUAAACUAAUAAUCGAUUCUUAUUUGGAUAUUCCAUACGUGGAAACUACUUGUGGUUACGCCUGUAGUGAUCAUGGAAGUGCUACCAAAAAUGGAUUCCCAGGUUCAUUUGUUAUUGAAAGUGAGUUCAAAAAGACUAAUAAAUAUAUUCACAGCACAAUGGACACUUUGGAUAGGUUGAGUUUUGAGCAUAUGGCAGAACACGUUAAGAUUGUGAUUGGAUCAAUAAUUGAAUUGGGAAACUGGUCCUUUGAAUGA